Scomber japonicus (chub mackerel) is the source of this 1059-nucleotide messenger RNA. RefSeq names its product adenosine A2b receptor (gene adora2b). The record is from RefSeq and is a predicted model, not a curated record. The transcript is spliced from 2 exons. Gene Ontology annotation, cellular component: membrane. NCBI's taxonomy places the organism in Eukaryota, Metazoa, Chordata, Actinopteri, Scombriformes, Scombridae. Gene Ontology annotation, molecular function: G protein-coupled adenosine receptor activity. Gene Ontology annotation, biological process: vasodilation; G protein-coupled adenosine receptor signaling pathway; adenylate cyclase-activating G protein-coupled receptor signaling pathway. Bases 4 to 1059 code for a protein of 351 amino acids.
GAGAUGACUACGUUGUACAUCGUGAUUGAAGUAAUAAUUGCUGUUCUGUCCAUAUCCGGCAACGUCCUGGUUUGCUGGGCUGUCGCGAUCAACACCACUUUGAAGAACGCCACCAACUAUUUUUUGGUGUCCUUGGCUGUGGCUGAUAUUAUGGUCGGUUGCCUCGCCAUCCCCUUCGCCAUAACCAUCAGCGUCGGCAUACACUUGGACUUCUAUGGAUGUCUCUUCCUGGCCUGUUUUGUGCUGGUGCUGACCCAGAGCUCCAUCUUCAGUCUUCUAGCCAUUGCUAUAGAUAGAUAUCUGGCCGUCAAAAUUCCUCUGAGGUACAAGGAGUUGAUGACGGGAAAGACAGCCAGAGAGAUCAUCGCUAUUUUAUGGAUCCUGUCCUUUGUCAUCGGCCUGAUCCCUUUCUUUGGCUGGAACAAUAAGCACAUUGGCUGCAAGAACAAAAGCAACAGCUCCGAUGCAGACAACACUACAAACACUAGCCUCACGGAGGGGCAGAGGAGUGGAGACUUGUUAUGGAGCUGCAAGCUCCAAUGCUACUUUGAGAGUGUGGUGGACAUGCACUAUAUGGUCUACUUUAAUUUCUUUGUGUGCGUGCUGCUACCGCUGAUCAUCAUGUUGGGCAUCUAUCUGAAGAUCUUCACCGUGGCCAGGAAGCAGAUGAGACAGAUUGAGCUCAAGUGUGUGGGCAACGGGGACAGCCAUCACCACGGGCUGCUGCAGCGGGAGAUCCGGGCCGCCAAAUCCCUCUCCAUUAUCGUGGGACUGUUUGCUCUGUGCUGGCUGCCCGUCCACAUCCUCAACUGCCUCACGCUGUUUUACCAUGAGCUGGACAAGUCGCCCAUUGUCAUGUACGUGGCCAUCAUUCUGUCGCACGCCAACUCCGCGGUCAACCCCAUCAUCUACGCUUACCGCAUCGAGGACUUCAGGAACACCUUCAGCAAGAUCCUGGCCCGGCACUUCCUGUGCCGCCGGGAGGAUCUGUACCUCAGCUCCAACGGCAGCAGGCGCAACAGAGACCAGAUCCACAUGACCAUCGACCCUCUGCUAUAG